AUGAGUGGCUCCCUUACCGCCCGUGAGCGCGGGAAUCCUCCUCCUCGGCGGAAGUCCUGCGGUGCAUGCAUCAAGGCCAAACGACGGUGCGACUUUGCCUUGCCCGCGUGUUUACGAUGCUCGCAACGCAAUCUUCCUUGUGAAUAUCCGCAGCGUGGUGGGAGGCGGAUGGUACAACGUAAUGCUGAUUCGCCUGCUGCUGCGUCUCUCUUGGAGGAACCUACUAUUUCGCCGGCUGUGCUGUCAUGUCCUUCUGCUCCGGUGGUACACUUUGACGCUGGUAUUGCUGGCAUGUUUGACAAUCUAGAUACUUCGUGUAUUGGAAUUACAGACUUUGCUUUACCUGGGUACAGCAUGGACAGCCCGUUGAUGGAACUAGUACAGCAGAAUACGUCGUUGAUGGCGCCCACGACACGGGAACUGCACAUAGAGGAAGUGAUUUCGAAGCGAUUACGAUUUGCAAUUGAUGAAAUCAAGAGAGCACCAUCACUAAUGAUUUUGGAAACACAAACACCGUGGUGUCACCCCCUGUUAUACAAAGAUGGCAUGCCCAAAUCCAUGCAAGGUCAGUUCACACAACACCAAUCCUCCAAUAUCAACACUCACAACUCACAAUUCAAAGACGCCCACGCCUCAUGCGCCCUCUACCUCGCCAAAACGCCCAUCAACGCACCCAUAAUCCUGCGCGCCAUCGACCUCCGCGUAAAAGACCUCCUCUCCUCCCCACCACCCACCACGCUCAUCGACAUCCUCGCGCACACCCAAUCCCUCAUCCUCUACCAGACCAUCCGCCUCUUCGACGGGGACAUCCACGCCCGCGCCUCCGCCGAGCGCAUCAUCCCCGACGUCGAAGAGUCAGCCAUGUGCCUCCUCGCCCACGUGCGCUUCGACCUCGAGUCCCCCGCCAAGGAACUGCCGCUGUACCCGCUCGCCCCGACGCGAGACUUCUGGAACGACUGGAUCCUGCAGGAGUCGGCGCGGCGGACCGUCCUGUUCGCCUUCUUCUUCCUGCAGGUGUAUCGGCUGGUCGCGGGGCAGAAGGGGCUCGAGUGCGAUGGGAGGCUGGGGUUGUGCCACUCGUGGACCAUGUCGGCGUAUUUGUGGAAUGCGGGGACGCCGGUGCAGUUUGCGAGGGCGUGGAGGGAUAAGAGGCAUUUUGUGGUGACGGAUGCGCAGUUUGGGGAGGUGUUGAGCGAGGCGGGGGCGGAUGAUGUUGAUCGGUUUGGGAGGAUGUGGAUUUCGAGUUUGCUGGGGAUGGAGGAGGCGGAGGGGUGGUUUGUUAGUAAGGGGGGUGCGUUGAGGAGUUUGGUGUAG
Molecule: messenger RNA, 1314 nt
Organism: Pochonia chlamydosporia 170
Lineage: Eukaryota; Fungi; Ascomycota; Sordariomycetes; Hypocreales; Clavicipitaceae
Product: C6 finger domain-containing protein
Exons: 1
Coding region: 1-1314 (437 amino acids)
Biological process (GO): regulation of DNA-templated transcription
Molecular function (GO): zinc ion binding; DNA-binding transcription factor activity, RNA polymerase II-specific
Source: RefSeq, a predicted model, not a curated record